AUGAUGUUUGUGUCUUGGUCAGAUCAGAACAACAUCCUCAUCUACCGGACAUUUGAAGACUUUAAGAGAUUCCAUAAAGAGCUGAAGAGAAAAUUCCCCAUCGAGAGCGGCUCAAUCAAGAGAUCUGCCCGGACAAUACCCAGCUUUAAAGAUUCACAGCUCGCCCUGCUCGUGGCCCCGAGUGGGAAGCUGAACAGGUGCCUGGAGAUCCUGAAGCUGCUGGAGACGUACUCCCAGGAGCUGCUGAAAACACAUGCGAAAAUUUCCCAGGGGGAAGAUGUGAUUCGGUUUUUCACGGCACAGACCCAAGACCUAGAUCCCUGCUUCCCUGAAAACAGUGUUGUGAUCAUGCCCUCAGAAAUCGGAGGGGAAAAGAAAACCCAGACACAGGUGCAGCCCUCCUCGAUUACACAUCCCCAGACAUCCCAGAGCUACCGCUGCAUCGAAACCUUCGAAACCAAAGACACAAAGAACAAGGCUUUCAAAGUCGCUAAGAAGGAAAUUGUUGAAGUGUUAAUCAAGGACAUGACUGGAUGGUGGCUGGUGGAAAACGCAGACAAGCAGAUAGCCUGGUUCCCAGCCUCCUACCUGGAAGAGCUUGACAACCACAGGGACAUCCAGAACGCCUGGAGCUCAGACGAGGAGGGCAGCCUGUACUUCGUUGUGCAGGGCUACGAGUCGCAGAAGGCAGAUGAGCUCUCGCUGAACAGUGGCGUGGUUGUGGAGGUGUUUUUCUGGUGGCUGAUCCGAUACAACGGCCGCACCGGCUACAUGCCCUCCGUGUUCCUCCAGCCCUACAAGAAUCCUCACCACAAGCUCCAGACCAUCAUCAGCUGCGGGCUCAACGUCUCCACACCCAACCUCUGCUCCUCCCCGACGCCUCCCCAGCCCCGGGAUGAGGUCGUGGGACAUCGCAGGGCGCAGGCUCGCUCUUCCCUGGACCAGGCUGAAGAGGAUGCGAGCGCUCUGAGAAGCAGAUCAAAGUCUCUGCCCAGGGCCAGCUCCACCCCGGACUUGGAGUCAGACAGCUCAUCCCUCGACUUGGGGAGCAGCGGCGAGCGGGACGGCCAGCUGCGCUGGCAGCCUGACUUAUCCCGAUCUCUGCCCGAAGUCGAGCAGGACAGGAGCUCUCCCGGGCUGUGUGCCUUGGCCACGCACAGCGACAAGACUCCACACCUCACCCACAGGGACAGGAACGAUUCUGGCUUUGUGGAGCUGGCCACAGCUGAUCUCAGUCACUCCCUGACUGACCCAGACUUGGCCACUUGUGUCCCCAAGGUGCCCGUGCGCCCCUCAGCCCACGAGAUCCUCCAGAAGUGCAGCACCGUCACCAAGCGAGCGGUGCAGCAGUCCUCCUCCCGGCCGGCCCUCCAGGCUCUGCUCCCUCUCCAGAGCGUGCACUAG
This is a messenger RNA of Pterocles gutturalis (yellow-throated sandgrouse), 1404 nucleotides long. RefSeq names its product NADPH oxidase organizer 1 (gene NOXO1). NCBI's taxonomy places the organism in Eukaryota, Metazoa, Chordata, Aves, Pterocliformes, Pteroclidae. Gene Ontology annotation, biological process: superoxide anion generation. Bases 1 to 1404 code for a protein of 467 amino acids. The record is from RefSeq and is a predicted model, not a curated record. The transcript has 8 exons. Gene Ontology annotation, molecular function: superoxide-generating NADPH oxidase activator activity; phosphatidylinositol binding; protein binding.